Messenger RNA from Lemur catta (Ring-tailed lemur), 2932 nucleotides. RefSeq names its product acyl-CoA synthetase family member 3 (gene ACSF3). Gene Ontology annotation, biological process: fatty acid metabolic process. Gene Ontology annotation, molecular function: medium-chain fatty acid-CoA ligase activity. Bases 107 to 1885 code for a protein of 592 amino acids. NCBI's taxonomy places the organism in Eukaryota, Metazoa, Chordata, Mammalia, Primates, Lemuridae. The transcript has 10 exons. The record is from RefSeq and is a predicted model, not a curated record.
CCGGACGCAGUUCCGGCCCGACCCGGCCUGACCCCGGCCUGACCCCUGCCCGACCCCGGUGAGCGCGCAGCGGCGGCGGAGGACGAGAAGCACCAGCCGGCGAGCCAUGGCCCCCCACGUGGCGCUGUCCCUCCGGCGCCUGGCGUGUGCCUUGGCCUCCUGCCGGGCUCCAGUGAGACACGGGGGACAGGUGCACACAGCCCCGGCGCUCUGCACAGACAGGGCUGCGCCGGUGUUCGCCCGAGCACUGGCCUUUGGGGACAGAGUCGCCGUUGUUGACCAGCAUGGCAGCCACACGUACAGGGACCUGUACCACCGCAGCCUGCACCUGUCCCGGGAGAUCUGCAGGCUCCGCGGCUGUGCCGGCGGGGACCUCGGCGAGGAGAGGGUGGCCUUCCUGUGCUCCAACGACGUCUCCUACGUGGUCGCCCAGUGGGCCUCGUGGAUGAGCGGCGGCAUAGCGGUUCCCCUCUACAGGAAGCACCCCGAGCCCCAGCUGGAGUACUUCAUCCAGGACUCCCAGAGCUCCGUGGUCCUGGCCGGCCCGGAGCACGUGGGGCGUCUGAGCCCAGUGGUCAGGAGGCUGGGGGUCCCGCUGCUGCCCCUCACACCCGCCGUCUACCAGGGGGUGGCAGGGGAGCCGGCGGAGGGGCAGGUGCAGGAGCAGGAGUGGAGCGACCGCGGCGCCAUGCUCGUCUACACCAGCGGGAGCACCGGCAGGCCCAAGGGCGUGCUGACCACCCACCGCAACAUCCGGGCCGUGGUGACCGGGCUGGUCCACAAGUGGGCGUGGACGAAGGACGACGUGAUCCUCCACGUGCUCCCACUGCACCACGUCCACGGUGUGGUCAACAAGCUGCUCUGCCCGCUCUGGGUGGGCGCGACCUGCGUGAUGCUGCCCGAGUUCAGUGCCCAGCGGGUUUGGGAAAAGUUCUUAAGUUCUGAAACUCCACGGAUCAAUGUAUUUAUGGCAGUGCCUACGAUAUACGCCAAGCUGAUGGAUUACUAUGACAAACAUUUCACCCAGCCACACGUCCAAGAUUUCGUGCGUGCAGUUUGUGAAGAAAAAAUUAGGUUGAUGGUCUCGGGCUCGGCCGCCCUGCCCCUCCCCGUGCUGGAGAAGUGGAAGGACAUCACAGGGCACACCCUGCUGGAGAGGUACGGGAUGACAGAGGUCGGCAUGGCCCUGUCUGGUCCCCUGAGCGCCGCCAGUCGCCUGCCAGGUUCUGUGGGGACCCCGCUGCCCGGGGUGGAGGUGCGCAUCGUCUCUGAGACCCCACAGAAGGAAGGCUGCCCCUAUGCCAUCCAUGCUGAGGGGAACGAGCGGGAGACCAAGGUGACCCCAGGGUUCGAGGAGAAGGAAGGGGAGCUGCUGGUCAGGGGCCCCUCCGUGUUCCGAGAGUACUGGGAUAAACCGGAAGAAACUAGAUCCGCGUUCACCUCGGACGGCUGGUUCAAAACAGGUUGGAUCCAGCUCCACGGAGGUGGAGGGGGCAGAGCAAGAGUGACUCGGAUCCCAGGUGACACUGCCGUGUUCAGGGACGGCGUGUACUGGAUCCGUGGCCGGACCUCGGUGGACAUCAUCAAGAGUGGGGGCUACAAAGUCAGCGCCCUGGAGGUCGAGCGGCACCUGCUGGGCCAUCCCAGCAUCACAGAUGUGGCUGUGAUCGGAGUUCCAGAUAUGACCUGGGGCCAGAGGGUCACGGCUGUGGUGACCCUCCGAGAAGGACACUCACUGUCCCACAGGGAGCUCAAGGAGUGGGCAAGAGGCGUCCUGGCCCCCUACGCCGUGCCCGCCGAGCUCCUGCUGGUGGCGGAGAUCCCCCGGAACCAGAUGGGCAAGGUCAACAAGCGGGACCUGGCCCAGCAGCUCUACCCCGCCUGACGGCCGCAGGCCCAGCAAGGACCCGCUCACAGCAGACGCGCCCUUGGCACCCGGCGCCUGCGGGGGCCUGGCAGGGGCCAGAGCCCCCAGAUCAAGAACUGCCCGCCUGGGCUGGAGUCCCGGCCCUAGGCUGACUGUCACAUGGCGAGGUGGCCCCGGCCACCCCCACAGCUGCUUGGGCACCCCCCCUCCCCCGAGUGCCCUGAGGUUACCGGGUUCUCUCCACGGCAGGUCCCGGGAGGGUCCCAGAGGUGUCACCCAAGAAAGGGAAUGAAAUAAAGACUCCGUGGGCGGAAACACACACGUGUCCCGUGCUGUCUGCCCACCCGGAGCACACACCCUCCCUCAGCCGAGCGGCCCACGCUGCCCGGUCAGAGCAGGAGCAGGUGCCUGGGGCUGGGCCAGGCCCCCUGUGUGGCCUGGGGCAGGCGGGGUCGGUUUGUGGACAGAGCUGGCUCUGACCCCAGCCAGGCCUCUGGGAAGCCCAGCCUGUCACAGGCCUGAGGAAUGGCAGCAGGAGCCCCGAUGACCGGCUUGUCCCCAAGGCCACAGCUGCAGUGCAGCCCCUCGAAUCUUGGCUGCCCCCUCGUUGGUGGCCAGGGUGAAGUCCCCUCUGCCUCCCCGUUACCUGCAGCUUCACGCUGUGGGGACGUUCCCGCCUGGCAGUGGUAGUCCAGCAACCACCUUUCUCCCAGGCGCCCAAGCCCAACACCCAGAAGGCCUGAGCCCUCUCUGCCUCAGUUUCCCUACCCUGUGAGCUGAGGCUCUCUUGGGGCAGCCGUCUGGGCCCUGACCAGACCCCCCACCCCAAACAGCGCGUCACCAGCAAGUCGCGGCCGGGACCCCGAGGACGCCUCGCAGACCCACGUUUCUGUGACGGCAGAUCGACCUCCCUGGCCUGACCUCGGGCGCUGCUGGCCACGGACGGCUGUUUGAACACGUGACACGACCACUGCCCCAGGGUCCCCUCCUGCUCGGGGAAGGACCCUGCCCUGUCUGUGGGGCGGGAUCUUUGUCUCCGACUCAAUAAACUUCCUUCGCUAGUGG